AUUCUCAUUCCAAGCAUGGCAAUUGCUCAUGCUGGGUACAAAUGUGAGAGUGGCACAGUCCGCAGCAGGAUGGGGCAGAGCAAUGGGAUAGGGUACAGGGAUGCAGUUGCUGACACUCUCUGCUUCCACCAGAUGCACAGUCACAUCCGAGGCCUGGGCAGGGUGAUGGUGUUCCUCGCAGCAGCUUUGGCAUCAGCCUCCCUCACCAUCCCCGAGGGCUGGGGAGAGGAAGGUGUGCAGUACAGCCAGCUGGGGACGGACGUGACCCUGUCAUGCAUCGGUGCUCGCACUGGCUCAACGGUCCAAUGGAGACGAGAUGGGGCUAUGGCACUGCCAGAAGGCUCAGCCAUCCAUCAGGAUGCCCUGGUGCUGCCACGUGCCAGCCUGGCUGCUGCUGGGACCUACAGCUGCCACGAUGAGGAUGGCAGCCUCCUGCAUACCGUGUCCCUGCAGCUGGGCCGGUGGGAGACCCUGUGUGGGGACCCCUCACUGACAGUCUCCUCCCCCCGGGCUCCAGACCUGCCGGGGGUCCCCUUUGUGUCCUGCAGAGCAUCUGAUUAUGAGAACUUCUCCUGCUCUUGGACCUCCAGCCUCGAGACCUUCCUCCCUACCAGAUACAUCACUACCUAUAGGAAGAAGUCGCUGACAGGAGAAGAGAAGCGAAGGAACAAGAGCGGGCACGUGGGGCCAUGCCUGCAGGACCCAGCACGCACAGGCACCUGCACCGUUCACCGGUCAGAGUUCUGGAGUUCCUACCGGUUGAACAUCACUGAGGUGAACCCACUGGGCUCCAGCUUCCGCCUUCUAGAUGUCACCAUGCAGGCCAUCAUUAAGCCGGACCCUCCAGAGGGCUUGGUGGUGGAACCUGUCCCCCUCGCCCCUAGGCGGCUUCACGUCAGCUGGAAGUACCCCGCAUCCUGGCCUAAGGAGCCACACUUCCAGCUGCGGUUUCGCCUCCAGUACCGCCCCGUCAUCCACCGCUCCUGGUCUGUGGUGGAGACGGUGAACCUGUCUGAGGUGAUCACAGAUGCUUUUGCGGGGCUGGAGCACGUGGUGCAAGUGAGCGCGAAGGAUUUCCUGGAUGCGGGGAAUUGGAGCGAAUGGAGCGCAGAGGCACGGGCCACGCCAGUCAGAGACCCAGCCACCAUGGUGAGUGAAGAAACCACUACAGAUGUCAGCCUGGGAAGCCUGGCUGAGGAGCCUUCACAGGCACCCAACCCUGAGCCCAUCAACCGUAAUGACCCCCUGGAGAAUACAGCCAUCCUGGUCUCCCUUGGGAUCUUUGCCUUCUUUGUCCUGGCUGCCGUUCUCGUCAUCGCCAUACUCAUCUGGCUCCGAGUGAGGAAGCAUAGCAAGGAUGAGACCAAACCCCACAACUUCCUGGUUGCUGCCACCCACUUGAAGGCUCUGCCAAGAACCCAGAUCCUGCCAUGAGCCACAGCUGACCCUGCUCCGUGCAUCCGCUUGCCAUGUACGGGACAUAACACCACUGUUGGCCCCAAGGGCCCCAUGUCACGCAGCCUCGGGCGUUGCCCCCAGCACCUCCAGCGUGCGGGAUGGACUCUAUGGACAGAAGCUGCGCUCCCAGGAUCUCUGGGCUUCCUGUGCCUGUCAGGAGCGGCUGGACUCAUGGGGAUGGGGCACCGAGCCAGCCCCUCAUCACCUCGUCAUGCCGCCUCCAUGGGGAUCAUGGGCACAGGCUCCUCCCAGGGGUGCUGGGCAUCGGUGACCGCUGAGCCCACCAGCUGUCAGCAGGCAGAAGGGAACCCUCCUUCUGUAAUCUCAAUAAAGAGGGUAGUGUUGGCACUGCCCAGACAAGACCCCUUUGCACCAGA
Messenger RNA from Meleagris gallopavo (turkey), 1835 nucleotides. The record is from RefSeq and is a predicted model, not a curated record. Lineage: Eukaryota; Metazoa; Chordata; Aves; Galliformes; Phasianidae.